Molecule: messenger RNA, 1079 nt
Organism: Musa acuminata subsp. malaccensis (wild Malaysian banana)
Lineage: Eukaryota; Viridiplantae; Streptophyta; Magnoliopsida; Zingiberales; Musaceae
Source: RefSeq, a predicted model, not a curated record
GUGGCAUCGGGGCAGGUCUGGAACGAGACGACAGAUCCCGUUCGAGUCAUCAGUCGCCGCCGCCGCGCCGCCGCCCAGUUGAUUAAAGCGAAGAGGAGAACAAGGAAGUCACGAGAAAAGAGGAAGAGAGCAACGGAGCGGAGUAAUAGUGGAAGGGGAAAUGGUGUUGUGGGAGAUGACGGUGAUCACCGCCUACUUCUUGGGCCUCAAGCGAACCUACCGGCUCGCUCUCCGAAUCCAACGCCGCCUUGUCGGCCCCAAUCAUCCCAGGACCCGCCAAUUCCUCUACAGGCGCACACGAAGUGUGUUCGAUGUGGCAGUCAAAGUUCACAAAAACAUACAGCAAAGGGACAAAGAAGUAGGUAGGAAUCUGGGGAACUGGAUCCUCCGUUGGCUCCAUCGCAUGAAACCUUCAGCAGAAAUAUGUCCACCAGUUCUGGAGGAACCUACCAGCACGAACAACAUUUCAAAGCAUGCUGCAAGUUCUAGCCAGCCUCUUGGAGCAAAGGAGGCCAACAACAAGGCCCCAAAAAAAUCUGAUGGACGAGUGCUAUUCACUCCCUUGAACUCAAGGUCGACUUCCUUUCCAUCCAUGUCCAUGAUGCUGCAGCCGAGAAAUUCCAUGGACUGGAAUUGCCAACAGAGGCACAUAUCCCGCUCCACACCUUAUGGUAUAUCAUUCCAGCAAAGAAGAGGGUUGGCAGGUGUUUUCCGAGAUGAUAUUUCUCAGUGGAUGCUGCACUAGUAAGAAGCUGCACCUGUCUCCCCUUCCACCCUACCAUGGUCAGCAUCCUGUGGCUUAAACUCCUCUCUACAUGAAAAAUGCCCGGUGGAUGAUUGAGCAGGGUUACUGUUCAUGCUUUCAACAGCAAAAAACAUCAAGCAGCAGCUUUCCAUUAAUAUAGACACAACUGGUACCAAUUUUUUGAUGUUGGUUUUCCUGAAGACAUUUUGAUCACAGAUCAUCUGUGAGUUCCUGAUCAAUCCAUUGUUUUUGCUUGGUGAACACAGUCAUAUGAUGUGAUACACUCGUUUUCUGCAUAGAUUUCUGCAUCUAUUAGUUUCAAUCUCUCAUGGUU